Molecule: messenger RNA, 246 nt
Organism: Exserohilum turcica Et28A
Lineage: Eukaryota; Fungi; Ascomycota; Dothideomycetes; Pleosporales; Pleosporaceae
Exons: 1
Biological process (GO): coenzyme A metabolic process
Molecular function (GO): hydroxymethylglutaryl-CoA reductase (NADPH) activity
Source: RefSeq, a predicted model, not a curated record
GAAAAUUUCGUCGGCUACACGAAAGUUCCUGUGGGUCUAGCAGGUCCUCUGCGAAUUCAAGGCUCUAAAGACACCAACGAUGAAUUCUACGCCCCUUUAGCAACUGUUGAGUCCCCACUAGUAGUUAGUUGCUCACGUGGAAGGAAGGCUCUCUAUCGCUGUGGCGGUGUUCACUUUCAAGUGCUUGGGGAAGGCAUGUCUCGCGCCCCUGUCUCUAUGUUCGCAGACACAACCGAUGCAGUUGCC